Molecule: messenger RNA, 1496 nt
Organism: Electrophorus electricus (electric eel)
Lineage: Eukaryota; Metazoa; Chordata; Actinopteri; Gymnotiformes; Gymnotidae
Product: amine sulfotransferase-like
Molecular function (GO): sulfotransferase activity
Source: RefSeq, a predicted model, not a curated record
GCUGCGUGUAAGUGACGAACUCCAGCGUCGUUGAACUUUGAGAUUUUUUAACUCUUUGCUGUCUGUCGUAUGUUCAUACGCUGAUUGGAGGCUUCUCUUACAAGGUUUCUGUAACCUACCAUAACUUUGAUCUCAGAAUUGGAUUAAGUGGAGAAAGUAAUGACAGAAUACACAGAUGAGGAUGGUGGCCAAAUCCAUAAACUAGUACCCUUCCAGGGCUUCAAUCUGAUCAUGGGAAUUCAUUCCCCUAAGGAGGUGGACCGUAUUAAGAACUGGGAGAUUCAAGACUCCGAUGUAUUUGUUAUCACGUACCCCAAAUCAGGAACCAUCUGGCUACAGCAAAUCCUGAGUCUGAUUGAAGCCAGGGGGGAUGUCACAGCAACCCAAGAUAAGCUGACGUCUGAGCGCAUUCCCUGGAUAGAGCUGACUGGAAGUGAGAAAGAGUUUGUCUCCGACCCAUCCCCCAGACUCCGUGUUUCUCACCUGCAGUACAAAUUCAUGCCCCUUGGACUCAGAGAGGGGAAGGGGAAGGUUAUCUAUGUGGCAAGAAACCCAAAGGAUGUUCUGGUAUCCUACUACCACUUUCACAACUAUGCAGCUAUGCUAGAGACCCCAAAAGACUUUAAUGACUUUUAUGAGAAGUUCAUGAAGGGGCAAGUUUAUGGCAACUGCUGGUUUGAGCAUGUCAAGACCUGGUAUUCUCACAGAAAAGAGAUGAAUUUCUUGUAUAUCACCUAUGAGGAACUGAUCAAGGAUCUGCGGUCAGCAGUUGAAAAGAUCUGCAUGUUCCUGGGGAGGAACCUGAAUGAGGAGGAUUUGGCAGGGGUUGUAAAGCACAGCAUGUUUACAAACAUGCAGUGUAACCCUCAGGCCAACUACACGUUGAUCUCCAGCUCCCUUCUCAACCACCAGCGUGGCAGCUUCAUGAGGAAAGGAACCGUGGGUGACUGGAAGAAUUACUUCACCGUGGCUCAGAAUGAGAGGUUUGACCGAGUGUAUCAGGAGAAGAUGAGAGAUGUGCCUCUCCCUUUUGUGUGGGACAUCAGCGAGAUCAUCCCUGCAUAACUGAAUGUUCAGAAGCUUCAGUAUGGAUCUUAAGUGUGCUGUUCUAACAUCCAUUUUAGCAAAUAUUUCAAACAAUCUGAAAGCUGUAAUCCCUGUUAAACAGAACUAGGGUGCAAAACUUCCGGAACCCCGGAAGACGCAUACACUCAAACCAGCGUAUUUUCCCACGUCUGUGUUUAACGGGACGCCAAAACCGGGCUCAUGCCUCUCUGCUGCCCUCUUUUGGAAAAUUAACGGCCCUGCUGAUUUUCCACUUACAGUUGGCACACGUGGCUGAAUUAUGCAGAGGGACAGCACGUGAUAUUGUGGUUUCUCGCGUCUGUCUUAAUACGCGAAACACUUGAACCAAAAAAAGGUGUUUAGAAAGCAAGUACCUCAUGACCUCAAAUAGAGAAAGGAAAAGGUAGACUAUCGCGGGACCUGUAUUUCGA